Messenger RNA from Bombina bombina (fire-bellied toad), 5413 nucleotides. RefSeq names its product phosphoribosylformylglycinamidine synthase (gene PFAS). The transcript has 29 exons. NCBI's taxonomy places the organism in Eukaryota, Metazoa, Chordata, Amphibia, Anura, Bombinatoridae. Gene Ontology annotation, biological process: 'de novo' IMP biosynthetic process. The record is from RefSeq and is a predicted model, not a curated record. Bases 129 to 4091 code for a protein of 1320 amino acids. Gene Ontology annotation, molecular function: phosphoribosylformylglycinamidine synthase activity.
UCUCCUCCCCUGUCUCUAUCUCCUCCUCUCUCCCUCCCCCUCCCCCUCCCCUUGCCUGUGUGUGUGUCUUGCAGGGCCUGGGAGCACAUGGUUUAGCUCUCCCUCUGACAUCUGCCAGCCCUGUGAAGAUGGUCGUCCUGCACUUAUAUUGCUCCCUGCAGCCCUCAGAUGACCUCUCUCGCCUGCCUUACUCACAGAAUAUCCUCAGCGUGAAGCGAGAACUGUGCUACAAUGUCAACUGGCCGGGCACCAGCCCACCAUCCAGUGAACAGAUAGAUACCCUGCGCUGGCUCUUCAGCUGUCCCUUUGACCCUCAGAGUAUCUCCGAGACCUCAUUCCUUUGCCCAGAGCCUUUGGAUCUGCUCAUAGAGAUAGGACCAAGGUUAAAUUUCUCCACUGCAGCCUCCACCAAUGCUGUUUCCAUCUGUCGGUCUGUGGGUUUGUCUAACGUAGACCGUAUUGAAUGUUCCAAGAGGUAUAUGGUUAAGUUCAAAACUCAGCCAGAGAAGAGAGAGGAGCAGCAGCUGGUUGCAUCUUUGUACGAUCGGAUGACAGAAUGUUUGUACCCUGAACCCAUAAACAGCUUUGAAGUGUCUGUGCAGCCUGAACAAGUUUAUGAAGUGGAUGUCUUGGGGCAAGGGAGAGCUGCACUGGAGAAGGCUAACUCUGAGCUAGGUCUUGCAUUUGACUCCUGGGAUUUGGAUUAUUACACUUCUCUCUUCCAGCGAGUAGGCAAGAACCCAACCAGCGUGGAGUGCUUUGAUCUGGCACAAUCCAACAGUGAGCACAGCCGCCACUGGUUCUUCAAGGGUAGGCUCUUGGUGAAUGGUGAGAAGAAGGAGCACUCUCUGUUUGACCUUAUAAUGAGGACUCAGGACAGCAGUAACCAAAACAAUGUUAUCAAAUUCUGUGACAAUAGCAGUGCAAUCCAGGGGAAGGAGGUAUCAUCACUGUUUCCUGCAAAAACACACUGUGCCAGUCCCUACCAACUGCACCGUUCUGUACGGCACCUCAUAUUCACUGCAGAGACCCACAACUUUCCCACUGGGGUGGCGCCAUUUAGCGGUGCUACCACAGGAACAGGUGGACGAAUUCGGGAUGUUCAGAGCACCGGACGUGGUGCACAUGUCAUUGCAGGCACUGCUGGUUAUUGCUUUGGAAAUCUGCAAAUUCCUGGAUACUCACUGCCCUGGGAGGAUCCCUCAUUUCAGUACCCUCCUCAGUUUGCUCGCCCCCUGGAGGUGGCGAUUGAAGCCAGUAAUGGAGCCUCUGAUUAUGGAAAUAAGUUUGGGGAGCCAGUGCUGACAGGAUUUGCUCGUUCGUUUGGACAGCGCCUGGCUUCAGGGGAGAGAAGGGAGUGGGUUAAGCCAAUCAUGUUCAGUGGGGGAAUUGGGUCCAUGGAGGAUGCUCAUUGCAUCAAAGAUGCACCUGAAGUUGGAAUGCAUGUGGUGAAGGUUGGGGGUCCCGUGUACAGAAUCGGUGUUGGAGGGGGAGCUGCCUCCUCUAUUCAGGUUCAGGGGGAUAAUGCCUGUGAGUUAGAUUUUGGAGCUGUUCAACGUGGAGAUGCAGAGAUGGAACAGAAGAUGAACAGAGCAGUAAGAGCGUGCAUUGAGAGAGGGUCUGGGAAUCCCAUCUGUAGCAUUCAUGAUCAGGGGGCUGGAGGCAAUGGUAACGUACUCAAGGAGCUGAGUGAGCCUCAAGGAGCAGUAAUCUACACUCACAACUUUCAGCUGGGGGACCCCACACUAAGUGUGCUUGAGAUUUGGGGGGCAGAAUACCAAGAGUCCAAUGCUCUUCUUUUGCGGCCGGCUGAUGCUGACUUUUUGCACUCUGUGUGCCGUAGAGAGAGAUGUCCAGUAGACUUUGUGGGCAAGAUCACAGGAGAUGGCAAGAUUGUGCUGCUGAAUGGCAGUGAGUUGGAUCCUGUUCCAGACUCCAAGGAUCGAAAUGCUGUUCCUGUUGAUCUAGAACUUGAAUGGGUUCUAGGAAAAAUGCCUCGCAAGGAGUUUGUUCUAAAUCGAGUCACUCCUGACCUGCGACCUUUGACCCUUCCAAGUGACCUCACUGUCAGGGAGGCGUUGGAACGUGUUCUAAAGUUACCAUGUGUGGCCAGCAAGAGAUAUCUCACUAACAAGGUUGACCGUUCAGUCACCGGGCUGGUUGCCCAGCAGCAGUGUGUGGGUCCUCUUCAUACACCGUUAGCUGAUGUGGCUGUUGUGUCUUUAUGCUACAGCGACACAGUAGGAGGGGCCACAGCAAUUGGAGAGCAGCCAAUUAAAGGUUUGCUGAACCCUGGCGCCGGAGCGAGAAUGGCAGUUGGGGAGGCGCUCACUAACCUUGUCUUUGCUCAAGUAACAGACCUGAAGGAUGUCAAGUGCAGUGGGAACUGGAUGUGGGCUGCCAAGCUGCCCGGUGAGGGGGCUGCAUUGUAUGAUGCUUGUGUAGCCAUGUGCACGGUCAUGGCACAACUUGGUAUUGCCGUAGAUGGGGGAAAGGACUCUCUCAGCAUGGCAGCCAGAGUAGGAGCUGAAACUGUGAAAGCACCAGGCUCUCUUGUCAUCUCUGUUUAUGCAGUAUGUCCUGACAUAACUGCUACCGUGACCCCCGACCUGAAAAACCCAGGAGAAAAAGGUAUCCUCCUCUACAUCCCUCUUAGUCCAGGUCAGCACCGUCUUGGUGGCAGUGCAUUGGCUCAAUGCUAUUCACAGCUGGGCGAGCAACCGCCAGACCUGGAUAAUCCACUAAAUUUGGUUUCCUGCUUUCAGGUCACUCAGCAACUUCUACAAGAGGGCCAUAUUAGCGCAGGUCAUGAUGUCAGCGAUGGGGGACUGAUCACCUGUCUCCUGGAGAUGGCUUUUGCUGGCAACUGUGGCCUUGAGGCUGAUCUUUCCUUUCCUGACACCAGUGCUUUGGAGCUGCUGUUUGCAGAAGAACUGGGUCUGAUCCUGGAGGUUGUGGAGUCAGCAGUGGAGGUGGUAACGGAGCGCUACCGAGCAUCUGGGUUGCAGUGUCUGAAGAUUGGAUUUACCAAAGGCCACGGUCCUAAAUCAGUGGUCCAAGUCAGUGUAAAUGGACAGGAGGUCCUUUCAGAGGAAGUUGGGACCCUGAGGGCGCUAUGGGAGGAGACCAGUUUUCAGCUUGAUAAACUGCAGGCAAAUCCAACCUGUGUAUCUCAGGAAGAGGCUGGACUGCGUCAGAGGGUGGGGCCAAAGUACCAACUAACAUUUGACCCAUCUGAAUUAUAUGUUUCACCUUCUACAGCUGCUAUCACACAGCCACGUGUAGCUAUUAUACGAGAGGAAGGAAGUAAUGGAGACAGAGAAAUGGCAGCAGCUCUUUAUGCUGGUGGAUUUGAGGUGUGGGAUGUCACCAUGGAAGAUCUUUUCUCUGGUGGUGCCACCUUGGAUCCUUUUAGGGGACUUGUCUUUGUUGGUGGUUUCAGCUAUGCUGAUGUUUUGGGAUCUGCAAAGGGUUGGGCUGCUUCUGUAAAGUUUAACCCUAAUGUUCGUGGGCAGUUUGAGGCUUUCCGUCGUCGUAAAGACACUUUUAGUUUGGGAGUGUGUAAUGGUUGCCAGCUGAUGGCACUAUUGGGCUGGGUUGGACCCGAUAACACAGUUGAUACUGAUGAGCUCCCUACUCAAGGCGUUUUGCUCAGCCACAAUCAGUCUGGGCGUUUUGAAUCCCGUUUUGUGACUCUGAGGAUUGAAGACAGCCCAUCAAUCUUACUUCGUGGGAUGGCAGGGUCAUCACUUGGUGUCUGGGUGGCACAUGGAGAAGGUCUGAUGAGGUUCCGUUCUCAGAAUGUCCUUGAUCAUGUGAUAUCUCAGCAGUUGGCCCCACUCCGUUAUGUGAAUGACUUGGGUGUGCCUACUGAAGAGUAUCCGAUGAAUCCAAAUGGAUCUCCAUUGGGUAUUGCUGGCCUUUGCUCAUCAGAUGGACGUCACUUGGCUAUGAUGCCUCAUCCUGAACGCUGUUUAUAUAAAUGGCAGUGGGCUUGGAUGCCAGAAAAUUGGCACCAGGACAUGCAAAUUUCACCUUGGCUCCACUUCUUCAAUAAUGGCUACCGCUGGUGUCAAGAGAAUCAACCGUAAAUGUUUAUUGCAUUUUCAGACCUCGCCUUCAAGCUGUAACAAAAUAGUUAUUUUUGUAUAUAUAUAUUUUGUGCUUCCUGUAGUGUUUCGGCAUAUUUCUUUGUAGUUGGGAUCUGGCAGGCCCAUGCCCUUCAGAGAUGCUGACAUCACCCAUAUUUGGUCUAACGUUAACUGUCCUUUUGGAAAAAGUCAACGAUGGUCAGGGGCUUCUUGAAGGCAUAGUGGAUAAAAUCAUACAAUUUCUAUGUUUGCAGUAAAGGGACGUUAAAGGGACAGUCUACACUAAAAUUGUUAUUGUAUAAAAAGAUAAAUAACGCCUUUAAAAAUCUAUUCCCCAGCUUUGCACAACCAACAUUGAGAUAGUAAUAUACUUUAUAGCAUUUAAACCUCUGCCUGUUUCUAAGCCACUAUAGACAUCAUCUUAUCACAUGCUUUUUUAUUUGCUUUUCACAACAGGAUACUGCUAGUUCAUGUGGGCCAUAAAUAUAACAUUGUGCUGAUGCCCGAGGAGUUAUUUAAUAUUUAGUACUAUAUGUAAGUCAAUAGAUAAUACAUAAAGUCAUGUGAUCAGGGAGCUGUCAGAAGAGGCUUAGAUACAAGGUUAGUCACAGAGGUAAAAAGUAUAUUAAUAUAACUGUUGGUUAUGCAAAACUGGGGAAUGGGUAAUAAGAGGAUUAUCUAUAUUUUAAAACAAUAACAAUUCUAUUGUAGACUUCCCCUUUAAAUACAGAUUGCUUUUGUGUAAAAGUGAUGCUUGUCCUAAGCUCCCUGGAGAGAACAAAAUGCAAAUUCCAUGUUUUCUUGCAAAUUGUUAAACCAAAGAAAAACUUUUCUCCAGAAACUAGACCAGGAAUAAGACAGAACAUUAAAGGGACAGAAAUAAAAUGUUCUAAUGCAUUACAGCAUUUUAUUAUUGUACUUACAUUUGUCCCUAGCAAUUUGCUUAAACCUGACAAAGAUAUAAAACAUAUAGCUAAAUCUCUGCCGCAGCCACUCUGUGUAUUGCUGCUGAUUGGCUGAUAAGUUGUGUGCUGCCCAGGAGGAGCCGUGCGCACCGUACAAUGUUCUAGCGCAUUAUAGUAUUUUUGUACUGUUACAUCCUUUUCAUGUAUCAGCCACACAGUUUGAAGUAGUCAAGAGAGGUGUAAAUAUAGAAGUGUAUGUAAAUCCAUCCAAAAUAGUAAGGAUUUAUCACAGUGUAGCAGAACACCAAAUGCUCAAGAAAAACACAAUUAUAGACUAUAAUACACAAUGAUUGUAUAAGUUUCUUUAACUGGCUUUUAUGUUCCCUAUUAAAAAUAAAAUAAAAACUGCUCUCUAAC